Molecule: messenger RNA, 1167 nt
Organism: Musa acuminata subsp. malaccensis (wild Malaysian banana)
Lineage: Eukaryota; Viridiplantae; Streptophyta; Magnoliopsida; Zingiberales; Musaceae
Product: phytochromobilin:ferredoxin oxidoreductase, chloroplastic
Biological process (GO): phytochromobilin biosynthetic process
Molecular function (GO): phytochromobilin:ferredoxin oxidoreductase activity; cobalt ion binding
Source: RefSeq, a predicted model, not a curated record
UUUAUCGCCUAGGUUGGUGUGAUCGACAGACGGCAAAGCUCUCGGAGUAGCAGGAACGGUGGCUUCGGCUCGGCGAUUUGGCGUCUCCAUGGAUCUCUCUACCUUUUCUUAUCAGAAGUUCGUAAAUUUCGCGCUCCAGGAGACCAAGCUUCGCACCGGUCUCGCUCCUCUGCCCUCCCACGAAAAGUUCAGGUUACUAAGGUCCAAAGACAACAAUACUGUACUUCGUACACUUUCAUUCUGUGCCCCCAAAAUUAGACUUGUUCGAAGUUUGACAGUUGAAGGGAAUCGUGCAAUGCAGGUUCUUGAUUUUGCUGUGUUCCCUGAGCCAGAAUUUGAUCUUCCUAUAUUUUGUGCUAAUUUUUUUACCAAUGCUAGCUUGAGCAUCGUCGUCUUGGAUCUUAACCCUCUCUAUGAUGUCACCAUCCAUACAGACUACAAGGAGAAGUAUUAUAGAAAGUUACUGCCUCUUGGCAAGAAAUACUUUGAGCUUCUGCCAUGGGGAGGCAAUAUUACAGGCGAAUCUUUGAGAUUUUUCUCACCAAUUGUGAUAUGGACAAGAUUCACUUCAAGCCAAUUCAAGCACGAUGUUCUAUAUUCUGCAUUCAUGGAUUACUUUAAGGCGUGGCUUGCAUUGAUGGAUGAAGCAGUUAAAGAGACAUCUGCUUGUCAUAUUCAUCGGAAUCGUGAAGCACAGCAUAAGUAUCUUAGGUGGAGAGCUGAAAAGGACCCUGGACACCCAAUAUUGAAGAAGUUGGUUGGAGAAAAUCUUGCAAAGGAGCUGGUGUGGCGUUUUCUUUUUGACGGAGUCGAUUCACUCGGAGCAAAGACAUUCUUGGACUACUUCCCUGAAUAUAAAUGUGACAGCGGGACAAUAAAUCAGAAGCGCAGUGUGAUGGGAAAGUCCUACGAGACACGCCCAUGGGAUCUGAAUGGAGAAUUUGUUGGUAAUCAUUCUGGAUAAUGUUUGGCACUCUUUUUAAAACUUGAUGACCCUUAGGCCAGGAUGACUUUUGUUGUAUUGUAACUUUGUGUUAAUUAUUGCCAUCGAAUUAGGCUUUUCUUUAAUCCUAGCCAAAAAUUGCUGUCCAAAUUUGCACCACGUAUGGAAACAGAGAGUAUGAACUCAAUAAUAUAAUUUUGUUUUCUGGAAGACUCUCUUUUUUU